GCAACAGUUGCCCCGGUGAGGACGAGGCGCCAUAGUCACGGUAGUCCUGGCGACAAGAACCAAGCAACGGGAAUCAACAACAACAACAACAACAACAACAACCUAAACUAUUAAGGAAUUAAAAAAAAUAAUAAAACUCAGCAAACAACCAUCACGAAUCAGAAGAAUGGCGACUCCCGGCUACACAGAGGAGCUCCAACCCUCCCAGCCUCAAGGGGGCGGCGUGACCACGCCCAAAAGCAGCCAGCAGAAAUCCGGAGCCAGCGUCACGCCCACCUUCCUCCCUGACAUACAGAGCUCGUCUAGCUCCUCCCCCUCACAAACAGGCCUUUCCUCUAGAAUAACACAGACCGCACCUCCAGCGAUCCUCAAGAAGGCCGUUCUGGCCACACCCACUCAGGUAACGGCGGCGGCGGCGGCACAGUACGCCGUGUCCGAGAUCCAGAGCUCCACCUCCGGGUCCAGCAACGGCCAAAACACACCACAGUAUAUAGUGGUGACUGUUUCAGAAGGAUCCAACCAUUCGAACGACUCGGUGUCGGAGUCCAGUCCACCUCCAGCUGUCCAGACGGGUGUGCCAACGCACGUGGUUCAGACCGCGCAGAGGUCAGUAGUGCAGACCACAGCCAAGAGCGGCGGCCAGCACGGAGUCGGCAACCUGCACAUUACUCCUGAGAUCUCUCAAGUAGGACAUGUCUACUCCAGCCAGGUUCAGUACGUGGACGGAGACGGCAACUACAACGCCACACCCAUUCGUUCCAGUACUUACCCGUUCACAGAGUCGUCCCUCUAUGGCCAGGCCACGCCCUCUGGCCCAUACUACGAUGAUCCACCCACAACCGGGUCACAGGUCUCCACCCCCGUGACUUCUCAGCCGGUUUCCGUGACUACAGGAUUCUCAGGGGGUGGGACUGGGGUGACGGCGGUAUCAGGAGCGUCUUCUUCAGGUGGGGGCGGAGCCGGAGUUGUGGCUGGGGUCGGGGCUGGAAGUGUGUCCAGUGGCGGAGUGGCGGGGGCUUAUGUGGUUCCAGGAAGCUACGUGCUGGGAAGCGGAGGGCAGAAUUACACCCACAACAUACGCGCUUCACCUGCUACUGUGCAAUGGCUGUUGGAUAACUAUGAGAAGGCUGAAGGUGUGAGUCUGCCCCGCUGCACGCUGUACUAUCACUACCUGCUGCACUGUCAGGAAGCCAAGCUGGAGCCCGUCAACGCUGCCUCCUUCGGCAAACUCAUCCGCUCCCUGUUCAUUGGCCUGCGCACACGCCGACUCGGCACCAGAGGGAACUCGAAGUACCACUACUACGGCCUUCGGAUCAAGAGCAGCUCCCCCCUGCACCGGCUCAUGGAGGACCAGCAACACCUGGCCAUGAGACAACAACCCUUCUCACACAAGCACAGGAUAAGACCGGUGCAGAAGGUGGAGGGAAUGACCAACGGGAUGGCAUUGGGGGCGGGGCAAGGAGGAGGCCAGGGGGUGGGGCUGUUUGACAUCAGUUCCCAAAUCCAGCAAUAUCAGCAGUUUUUGGAUGCGUCUCGCUCUCUUCCUGAGUUUCCAGAGAUUGAUCUCCAGGGAAAGGCUCUGCCAGAAGGGAUUCUUCCGGAGCAUAUCCGAGCUUUCCAGCAGCUCUAUCGGGAACACUGUGAGGCCAUAGUGGAUGUGAUGGUGAACCUACAGUUUCCUCUGGUUGAGACUCUGUGGAAAAGCUUCUGGAGAUUCAGUGAGGGGCAGACCAACGAAGCACUUGACCUUCACAGCGAAUCAGAGAAGCGACUCCCGAAAGCAUGUCUGGUUCUGCUGUGCCAGUACGAGCCGGUUCUUCAGUGGAGCCGCAACUGUGACAACACGCUCUACCAGACCCUAGUGGAGAUCCUCAUCCCUGAUGUUCUCACACCUAUACCCAGUGCCUUAACACAAGCCAUCCGCAACUGUGCCAAGAGUUUAGAGAACUGGCUCACCAGUGCCAUGAUGAACAUUCCAGAGGAGAUGGUCCGCAUUAAGGUGGUGUGCGCAGGAGCGUUUGCACAGACGUUGCGCAGAUACACUUCUCUGAAUCACCUGGCUCAGGCGGCCAGAGCCGUCCUGCAGAACUCGGCCCAGAUCACACAGAUGCUCAACGACCUCAACCGAGUGGACUUCAACAACGUGCAGCCCUGUGUGUGUGUGUGUGAGCAGGAGCAGGCUUCAUGGGUGUGUGCAUGUGAAGAGCGCACGGUGCAGCGGAUUGAGCAGGACUUUAAGAUAACGCUGCAGCAGCAGAAGUCUCUGGAGCAGUGGGCCGCCUGGCUGGACAGCGUGGUCACACACGUCCUCAAACCCUACACGUCCAGCCCGUCCUUCACCAAAGCUGCCAAACUCUUCCUGCUCAAGUGGAGCUUCUACAGCUCGAUGGUGAUCAGGGAUCUAACUCUGCGCAGUGCAGCCAGUUUUGGUUCGUUCCAUCUCAUCCGGCUGCUGUAUGAUGAGUACAUGUAUUACCUGGUGGAGCACAGAGUUGCUCAGGCCAAAGGAGAAACACCCAUCGCUGUUAUGGGAGAGUUCGCCAGCCUCGGCCGUACCGACAGCACGGCAGAUGCGGACAAAGAAGAGGAGGAAGAGGAAGAGGACGAGAGCGACGAAGACCAGAUGCCUAUUCCGGUCGAUUCCACAGCUAUGGGGGAGGAGUCUCUGGAACCGCCCAGCAAAUUAGCUAGGACAGACCUGUUCAGCACCACGCACAACUAACACACACACACACACACUGUUCAACAACACUUACAUCUCACAUAGACCUCUUUAUAGAGAUUUAUUAGAUAUAAACAUUACACAUCACUGAUACACACACACACAAAUAUAUACAGAUUUAGCUCUAUGUCCUUUCCUCUCUCUCUCUCUCUCUCUCUCUCUCUCUCCUUUAGUGCCAUGCAGUUGUUUGCCUUAUUCAUUAUUGCCUUUUGAGAGAACUGUUCUAUCUGCCAUAGUCUAUCAAUGUUUAAUGCCUUAAAUUAAUUUGAGUGAUAUGCCUUAUAUACGUCUGCACAGCGUUAGUGUGAUGGUAUCUACAUGCGUAUGCAUACACACUGACGGUUCGAACGCUUUCGGAAAAAAUCAUAUUAGUGUGACUGGUAAAGAAAACCCACAUCAUGGUCGAUACGUUCUCAAAUCUCACUGUAAUCCAGCCGCAAUCAGGAUGUGCUAGAUUACUACUCAGCGCUGGACUACUGACCAGAAGGUCCACCAAGCUGCCACUACCACCAGGCCCCUGAACAAGGCCUUUAACAAAAUGUUGUUGCCCGUCACAGGUUCACGUUAAGGCGCUCGUUCUGAUACCUCACCGUUUCUACAGUAACCGCUCCUUCACGGAGUGGUCAUAUAAUCUUAGCGUGAAUGCAACAACAUGUUAUUUAACGUACAGAUGGGUGUGACUGCUAAUAAUAACAUGAUGAAGAUUUCUGUAAGGAGAUGUUUAUUCAACGUUUAAUAAAAAUCUCCUGCUGGAACAGGCAGUCAGGAAGUCAGUACAUUCAAUCCAUCCAUACCCGCUUUAUUAGCUAAUUAGGGUCACGGGGAUCUGCUGGAGCCUAUCCCAGCACACAUUGGGCGAAAGGCAGGGGUACACCCUGGACAGGUCACCAGUCCAUCACAUAUAGACAGACACUCACACACACACUCGCAUUCAGUACAUAAAACUCUUAUUUGGAUAUUUAUCCAGCCUGGGAAAUGUCUCCCAGUUUCCACUAUAAGAGACUCCAAAGCUUCGGACUGGCAGUGUGUGUGUAUAUAUAUAUAUGUGUGUGUACGGACAGAGAGAACGUGUUUUUCCUGCUCAUGAUUUAAAACCAUGAUGUCUGGGAGUUUUGGGGGUUGAUAAAAAAAGGAGAGUUCAUGUUUUCUGUUUCUGAUGUUAGAGUUCGUUCAGCCAUCAUUUUGCACAGCCUUAAUUCCCUCCAUAUGACAACAAAACAAAACAACCCUGCAGGUUUGUCCCCGUUUCCCAUAAUGCCUUGUGAUAGUUGGCGUGAAUCUGCGCUCUGGUUCUAACCUGCUCCUGCUAGCCGUAACGUCUUCUUAGCGACGUUAGCGUCUUCAUGACCAUGGAGAGGUUUGACCACAGGUCGAUAUUGACCGCAUGUAAAAGAAGUCGUGAUCAUUUCACGUGUCAUUUUUUUUCCACAAGGCUUCGAAAACAAAUCCAACAGAUUUGGAUUACCCAUGAUACAUAAAACAUACCCAUGUUUUUCGCUUGAUGCCUUGUUUCGUUUUUUGUUUUUUGAGUUGCAGUGUAAGUUUUUCCAUAACGCUGACCAUAUGCUUUGUUUUUGUUUGUUUAUUUUUUUGCAUGCUAAUUUGCCAGAAGAGAGAUUUCAGCUCGAUGCCUCAGUGUAAUAAUUGUACUGCUUGUGCCUUUGGAGAAUAACCUCUGACUGCAGAGAUCUUUAAAUGUAUGAAUAAAUUAAGAUGUUAUAUUGCUUA
Molecule: messenger RNA, 4450 nt
Organism: Hemibagrus wyckioides
Lineage: Eukaryota; Metazoa; Chordata; Actinopteri; Siluriformes; Bagridae
Gene: rfx1b
Product: regulatory factor X, 1b (influences HLA class II expression)
Exons: 18
Coding region: 167-2722 (851 amino acids)
Biological process (GO): regulation of transcription by RNA polymerase II
Cellular component (GO): nucleus
Molecular function (GO): RNA polymerase II cis-regulatory region sequence-specific DNA binding; DNA-binding transcription factor activity, RNA polymerase II-specific
Source: RefSeq, a predicted model, not a curated record